Chelmon rostratus (copperband butterflyfish) is the source of this 3446-nucleotide messenger RNA. It is a transcript of the gene cracd, whose product is annotated as capping protein inhibiting regulator of actin dynamics. The transcript is spliced from 8 exons. NCBI's taxonomy places the organism in Eukaryota, Metazoa, Chordata, Actinopteri, Chaetodontiformes, Chaetodontidae. The record is from RefSeq and is a predicted model, not a curated record. The coding region runs from base 169 to 3414 and encodes 1081 amino acids. Gene Ontology annotation, biological process: negative regulation of barbed-end actin filament capping; maintenance of gastrointestinal epithelium.
CUGAAGGCGAGCUUUUCUACGGGGGAAGUGUGUAAUGGAGUCGUAUCUGAUGAUGAGGAGUCCAAUCAAAAUCUGAGGGAGUUGAAUCCCAUCGGAUCUCGAGCUCUCUCACACGACAGCAUCUUUAUCCCGGAGGAGCCGGUGACCGAGCCCGGUCUGGAUCACAGCAUGUCCCAGGAAAACGUCUCGGAUAAAGUUAGGAAUCUGCAGAAGCAGAUAGCACAAGGUAUAAAGUUUGGCCAGAGGCCUCCUUCUCUGAGGAAAAGCGAAGGAGAUGAGGGAAGUUCAGAUGAGGAGGAGGUUCCCCGGAGUCCUCUGAAGGUUCUGGCCCAGGUAGAAUCUGAGCCAGCAAACACAGAGCCAAAGGUAACAACUUAUUCACUUAUUCUGAUGAUGUUUUGCACUCCAGUAAAGUCCCCGAGGUCCAAACGAGUUCUUCCACCCACCGGUACCAUCGAGUCCAUCAAUCUGGAUGCUGUUCCACAGUCUGUUCCACGCUUAGACAACACUGCUGCCAAGCAUAAACUGUCGGUCAAACCGAAAAACCAGAGGAUUUCCCGCAAGCACCGGCGGUUUACACAGGACCUCCAAGAGGUUUCUAUUCCUGGUGUGGUGCAUGAAGACCUCGAGGGUGCAGGCAUCUCCACAGUCGACCAGCGCAGAGCAUCUGCUGAAGAAUCCCUGGAAAGCUUCAAGAAACAGAGACUCCAUGAGGAGGAAAGACAGGAGACGAGGAGGAGGAGGGAGCUGGAGGAACAGAGGCUCAAACAGGAGGAAGAGGAGAGGAGGAAGAGAGUAGCAGAGGAGCUGAGGCUGCGUGAACUAGAGGAGGAAAGGUGUCGUAAACAGCGGGAGGAGGAAGAACGUAUGCUCAGAGAGGAGGCAGAGAGGAGGAGGAGGGAGGAAGAGGAGAGAAGGAUCAGAGAGGAAGAAGAAAGGAGGCAGCGAGAGGAGGAAGAACGGAUGCGGAGGGAGGAGGAGGAAAGGAGGAUGCGAGAGGAGGAGGAACGCCGACAGCGGGUGGAGGAGAGGAGACGACUGGAAGAGCAGAGGAGGAAGGAGGAGGAAAGACGGAAGAGAGAGGAAGAGGAGGAAGAAGCGAGGAGGCAGCAGGAGCUUGAGGCCGAGAAGAAGAGGAAGCUGAGAGAGGAAGAAGAGGAAAGAAAGAAAAGGGAGGAAGCAGAGAAGCUGAGGCUGCAGGAGAUAGAAGAAAAGAAAAAACUGGAAGCAGAGGAGAUGAUGAGAAAGGAGGAGGAGGAGCAGAGGAGGCUGUCAUUAGAGGAGGCUGAUGGCUGCUCAGAUCCACAGGAGAGGAAGAGGAGGGCUGAGGAGCUACGCUGGAGGGAAAUGGAGGAGAGACAGAGGCCUUUCUCCUUCAAAGUUUCCUCUGGAGAAAAACAGAUUUUAUUCCAGAAGGUUAACCUGACGCCUGUUACGCCGGCCUCCAGCCACCAGGGCGGUGCUGUAGCUGAACAAAAGGAGAGCGCUUUGGCCGCUUCUUCUGAAGGACCAGACUCCCCAAACCUGCCAACAUCUCCAUAUGUCCCCCACACAGCCAUCUUAGUGACAGGCGCCCAGCUCUGUGGGACAGCUGUCAAUUUAGACCAGAUCAAAGACACCGCCUGCAAGUCACUGCUGGGUUUGGGAGAGGAUAGAAAGGCCCAGGGAACACCGCCGACCAAGAGCAAGACUUCACCGGACCGCAAGUCUGGCAAAACCAAAUCACUCAAUGAGACCUCAUUCUCUGCAGACCAAUCUGGUGCAGCCGUCCUAGCAGAAUGGGCUAGCAUCAGAUCAAAGAUAUUCAAAGGGGUGGAAGACGGAAAAUAUGAUGAGUACCCAGACCCGAGCAAGACCCAGCCCCAGCCCAGCAGUGAAGACCCACCUGCGUUCUCCCACACGAACCUCAGGAAGACCAUGUCUGCCAGCGCCAAGUUCUCCAUCACCCCUGCGAAGAAGAAAUUUGGAGAUUCAAACAGGAACUCUGAGGUGUUUGGUGCGGAUGAAAAGGAUGCAGCAGAGGAACUGACUCCAUCUGAAAGCCCCACCGCAGCCUCCCCAGCUCCAACCAGUAAACCUCAGAACAGGACGAGUAAAACUGUCCGCAUCGUAGAAAGAGGGUCAGAGGAAUGUAUGUUUGCCAAAGACCUCCCCUCUUUCCUGGUUCCCAGCCCAGGAGCCAAACCUGAGGGGCCAGAGCUGAGGAGCAGGGCUCAGAGUGAGGCAGAGGUGUCUGAAAGUAGAGAGGAGGGAGAGGACCGAGGCCCGGAUGGCGAGGACAAACCUUCACCUUUUGGCAUAAAGCUAAGGAGGACCAACUACUCCCUCCGUUUUCACAGCGAACAGUCCACUGAGAAGAGGAAGAAGCGAUACAGUGCUGGAGACAGCUUUGAUGGUGUCCCCUCACCUCUCACCCCCAUUGAACCAGACUCUGACGCUUCCUCUGUCUUUUCUGACAAAUCGACUCCCACAUCACCUCAGAAAGAAGGCGCAGUCGGCAAGUAUUUACACGCAUCUGCCUCCCCCGCCGUCCCUCGGGCUAAACCAGGUAAGUCUGCACACAGUGAAGGUGAGAAAGUGCUCUCUAAGCCACCGCUCUACCGCAGACCAACCACGUCGCCCAAACCUGCUGGAGCAGUCCCCACGCCUCCCCCGUCGCCGCUACCUAAAGUGGCCCAUGGUCCGCCCGGCGAUGCCGCCAAGCAGAGGACAGCGGCCGCAGAGGCAUCCAGCCAGGAGCAAACGAGCAGGAGCGAGGACCCUUCAGCGGUGGCCCAGUUGCACCGGAGCAGCCAAGGCCAGGUCCAAGUGGAAGAGGAGCCGAAGGAGAAGAGAUCCUUCUUCCCCUCCAUUAACAUCCCCUGGAGAGAGAAGGUGGACAGAAAGACGGAGCUCAUCAGGAGAGAAAAGCCUUCGCUACAGAGCAGGCACUCGCUGGACAGUUCAAAGGUCCAGGAGAAGGAGGCCGGGCCCUUGUGGAUCACGCUGGCUCUGCAGAAGCAGAAGGGCUUCAGGGAGCAGCAGCAGAAUCGAGAGGAGCGUCGCAGCCAAAGAGAGGCCAAACUGGCUGAAAAACAAGCCAGAGACAGUGUUACACUGGUGAGCCCCACAGAGAGCAAAGGAAGUGGCAGCACCAGUCCUUCCUCUAAACCUCAGACCCCAGAGGAGCCCAAGAGACCCGACAGCCUCCUGGGACGAUUUGAGCGCCGCGAACACCUGAAGAAAGCCAACACUUUACCCAGCUCUGUCACUGUUGAGAUCGCAGACUCUACACCGUCGCCACCUGCUGUCAAGGAGGUGUCAAAGCGCUUCCCUUCCAGUGACUCUCCGCAGGUGUCCACAGAGCCGGCGUGGCUGGCCCUGGCCAAGCGAAAGGCCAAAGCCUGGAGCGACUGUCCUCAGAUCAUCAAAUAACCCCGUGGCCCGUCCCGCGUCGAGACUGCACA